UCAUUUUAUUUAGAUCUAAUCGAUGGCAAAUUUUCCUUUUCGCUUGUUCUCAAUCAACAACGAUGCGUCAUCUGUAGCUCCUCUCAGUGCCUCUACUCAAAGCACCGCAAUUGCCCAAAGGAUGGCGUAUGUGGAACGUCUUAUUAUUGAACUCCGCAAGCCUGAUCUCCGAGAAAACGCUCUUCAUGUUCUCUCGAAGAGGACUGAGUUAUUCCAAGAUCUUGCACCAUUGUUAUGGAAUUCUUUUGGCACUAUUGCUAUACUUUUACAGGAAAUAAUUUCAAUAUUUCCUAAUAUUCCGUUGCAAAAUCUUACUCUUGCACAAUCAACUCGAGUGUGCAAUGUUCUUGCACUACUUCAGUGUGUGGCAUCUCACCCUGAUACAAAGAUGUUAUUUCUCAAUGCCAACAUGCCUUUGUAUUUGUAUCCUUUUCUUCAAACAACAAACCAGUUGCCACAAUUUGAACAUUUGAGGCUUGCUAGCCUUGGAGUUAUUGGUGCAUUGGUAAAGGUUAGCACCAAAGAAGUAAUAACUUAUCUUCUUUCAAGCGAGAUAAUUCCCUUGUGUUUGAGCAAUAUGGAAAUCGGAAAAGAAGUAUCAAGAACGGUAGCAACAUUUAUAAUUCAAAGAAUUCUGGGAGAUGGUGAUGGUUUGGCUUAUAUUUGCGCUGCAGCAGAUCGAUUUUUUGCUGUACGUCAAGUUUUGGACAUGAUGUUGAAAAAUCUUGAGAAACGACCUUCACCUCGUCUUUUCAAGCUUGUAAUUUCAUGUUAUUCUCGUUUAUCGGAUAAUCACAGCAGGGCUGCCAUUGCACUAGCAAGCUAUCUUCCAAAUAUGCUCACAAAUGCAACUUUCAAUAACUAUUUUCGUGAAGAUCCAACAACUUGGAGGUUGGUGGAGCAUCUGUAUGAAAACAUAGGGAUGAACCAAGAUCCAUUAGCACCAGGUGAAGGAGAAAUCAAUGAUGUUGUUGGAACAUCAUUGUUUGGUAAAUGAUAUGUCUUGUUAUGUUUAUUGGGUUUGCAACACCAGAACUUUAUAAGCAAGUUAUAUUUCUACUUGAAAACAUGAAUCAAGUCAAUAAUUGCUUAUGCAUUAAAUUGUAAUAAUCAUCUUAAAUUUGAAGAUGUUUCUUGAUUGUGCUAAUAGAUUUAUAUGGGUGUACUCUUUUGACCAUUGAUGAAUGUUCAAUUUGGUGAUAAGAUAUUAAAGUAAAUUUUAGUCUUAAA
This is a messenger RNA of Vicia villosa (hairy vetch), 1230 nucleotides long. RefSeq lists its product as uncharacterized. The transcript has 9 exons. Bases 23 to 997 code for a protein of 324 amino acids. NCBI's taxonomy places the organism in Eukaryota, Viridiplantae, Streptophyta, Magnoliopsida, Fabales, Fabaceae. Gene Ontology annotation, cellular component: P-body; CCR4-NOT core complex; CCR4-NOT complex. Gene Ontology annotation, biological process: mRNA catabolic process; negative regulation of translation. The record is from RefSeq and is a predicted model, not a curated record.